Dictyostelium purpureum is the source of this 892-nucleotide messenger RNA. RefSeq lists its product as uncharacterized. The record is from RefSeq and is a predicted model, not a curated record. The transcript is spliced from 2 exons. The coding region runs from base 290 to 736 and encodes 148 amino acids. Lineage: Eukaryota; Evosea; Eumycetozoa; Dictyosteliales; Dictyosteliaceae.
ACCAAAUGGCUCAUCGUUCAGUUUAAAUCCAAAUAAUCACCAACAUCAUGCAACCAAUAACUUAAAUAACUUUAAUAACUUUAAUCAUAAUAAUUUAAAUGGCAAUAAUGAGUUUUUAAAUCCAUUGUAUAGUCAAUCAAGAAAUCAUGAUACCCCAUGGUUUUGUGUAGUAAAUCAACAGUCACCCCUAUCAGGUGGGUUCCCAUUACCCAAUGUAUUUUCAACUUUUCAAACACCUUUAUUUAGAAACUUCUAUCAUCAAAUAGAAUUCUUUAUACCUGAUUUGGCUAUGCAAAGAAAAUACCAAGGUAGUAGAAUAUAUAUCGCAGAUUCCAUUGGGUAUAGUGGUAACGCAAAGAAAUUUAUAAACUCUCCACAAUCACUCGAUGAAGUUGCUUUAAUUUUAGAAGGUCAAGUUUUAGACAUUGAUUUUAACCCCUUGCCCCAAUGUACCUGUUGUAAAGAUUAUUUCCAAAGUAGAUUCUAUUUCGCUACCAAUCCACAAUGUAAAGAGAAGCUAGUUCUUGUUAAAAGCAAUGUUACAUGUUAUGUUCAAAAUGGUUUAUUCCCAUUCCAAAUUAAAAUUAUGUGUUGUUCAAAACAUCAUAAUAAUAAUAGUUUGGUUCUUCAUCUAUGGCUAAGAGAUGCUCAAACUAAACAAAUAGUAAUGUCCUCAGUACUCUCAUCUUAUAUUAAACAAUGGAAAAGAAGUAAAUCAGUAUCAGGUCAUAUGUAAAUUCAUUAAACAAUAAUAAAUAAAAAUAAAUAAUAAAUAAUAAUAUUUUAGUAAAUAAAUCAAUUUAUAGAUAAUAAUAAUAUGAUUUCUAUUUUUCUUUUUAGAUAAAAAAUUUUAUCACAUGUAAAUAAAUUUAAUACGCCAUAUUUAUAAAUU